UGGCGCUGAUCAUGUACAAUUUGUAAGAAAAAUUCACAUCUAUACUUUUCAUUGAUCUGUGAUUUUCUUUCUUAUUGCUUCCUGCCUCAAAGGAGAUAAACGGCAAGAUGGGUAAAAUUAAGUGUACCGAACUGAGGACAAAAGACAAGAAGGAGCUGCUGAAGCAGCUGGAGGAGCUCAAAACAGAGCUGACAAAUCUUCGUGUUGCUAAAGUCACUGGUGGUGCUGCUUCUAAGUUGUCAAAGAUCCGGGUGGUCAGAAAGGCAAUAGCUAGAGUGUACAUUAUUAUGCACCAGAAACAAAAGGAAAAUUUGCGUUUAUUGUACAAAAACAAGAAGUACAAGCCGUUGGACUUGAGGCCAAAGAAAACAAGAGCACUCAGGAGAGCGUUGACACCUUACCAGGCCAACAAAAAGACUCCAAAAGAAAUACGCAAACGAUCUGCCUUCCCACCAAGGAAAUAUGCUUUAAAGGUGUAAACUACAAGGUAUUGAUAAGGGAUAAAAUAAAGGUUUUUUAAAAAUUCAA
Messenger RNA from Megachile rotundata (alfalfa leafcutting bee), 528 nucleotides. RefSeq names its product ribosomal protein L35 (gene RpL35). Lineage: Eukaryota; Metazoa; Arthropoda; Insecta; Hymenoptera; Megachilidae. Gene Ontology annotation, cellular component: cytosolic large ribosomal subunit; ribosome. Gene Ontology annotation, biological process: maturation of LSU-rRNA from tricistronic rRNA transcript (SSU-rRNA, 5.8S rRNA, LSU-rRNA); translation. Gene Ontology annotation, molecular function: mRNA binding; structural constituent of ribosome. The record is from RefSeq and is a predicted model, not a curated record.